CUCCUCCUUCCACCGAUGAUUGGCCUGCAGUGAAUGAGACCAGGAAAAAGAGAGGAGGGGACUGUGGCUAAUGCGUCAUAGGCUGGCAGGGCCUCGUUUAAGUGGCUUUGGAUCUGGGAGAGAGAGAGAGAUUAAAGUGUGAGUGACAUUUUCAGCUCUCCACACCCAAAUCUCUGGAAAAUUCCUUGAGUUUUCAGUCUGCUGCGAGCGAGACAGGAACAAGCUGCAGCAGAAAACGCAGAUUAGCAAAUGUUAGGUGUUGUUUUCAAUUUCUAACUUUAGAUUCUUGUUUCGUAAUCUUGGAAUGUGCCGCACUGCCUCUCUAACAUUGUGGACUUGAUGUACUGUGGGCACCGAGGGAGAAAGACUGAAGCCAGUGCAGGGGAAGAACCCGACCACGGUCCUGUUGUCUCUGCUCGUCACCCUGGGGAAAGCUACAGUCCUCCAACCUCGUCCCUCCUCCUCCUCAACUUCAUUGACUGUUACACCGUUGCAUCGCACCCUGAACUCAGUUAUCAGGUGCAAAAGGUUGCGGAUCGGCGGGUCGCCUGUCAUGCACAUUAAGACCACUAAAUGUAACCGGUUCUGCCUGGUGGCCUCGGUGACCAACCGGGAAUUAUUCCACCACUCUGAGGUGCAGGCUGGCUUCGAGGCCUUGUUCCGUUCGUUCGACUCGGAAGUGCAGUUCCAGUACUUCAAGUCGUUUCGGCGCAUCAGGAUCAGUUUCAGAGAUGCUCUGGCUGCAGCGGAGGCGAGACUCCGACUACAUAAGACGGACUUCAACGGCAAAGAAAUGAGACUUUACUUCGCUCAGUCUGUUCACAUAGGGAGUCCUCGUCUGGAGCCUCCCAAGCCAGAGAAGCAGUUCCUGAUCUCGCCUCCUGCUUCCCCUCCAGUUGGCUGGGAGCAGGCUCAGGACGCCACACCGGUCAUCAACUAUGACCUGCUUUGUGCCAUCUCUAAACUGGGGCCAGGGGGGAAGUACGAGCUUCACACAGCAACACCAACCACUCCCAGCGUGGUCGUCCAUGUGUGCGACGACGAACGCGGCGACAGCUCGGCACCCGACGACAGCGACCAGGAUGACAAGCCCCGCCCACCACGACCAAAGAUCAUUCAGACUCGACGGCCUGACUACACACCCAGAGUUGAGCAGUGAGCGGUGUUUACGGGGGAAUCUGUGCUGUGUCAGCGCCGCCAACGAUCAGCAGCCGAACACGCUCGCAGAGGUUGGGAUGAAGCUGCGAGAGAAGGCGUCUGCGGGCGCUGCAACAUCCGGCUGAAGCAAACGAUUAGAAUUGCAUGCUGCAUUUGUGUCGACAGACCGAAGAGGGAAAUGGUUUAAAUGGACUUACUGUGCGACUGUUGAUAUCUGGUGCUCCAUUUGUCUGUUAUUGAGGUGUGAAGCAACCCGCUUCAGCUUUUUCACAUUUUCGUGGCUCGUGUGCUCACUAGCAUGGAGUCAUGACGGCGUCCAUUGCUCUGUUGUCUGAUGUAUCUGCUUGGCCUAAACGAAGCUGCUGUCUUACAGUCUUUGCUGCGACUCAGUUUUGAUUCCUGGA
Messenger RNA from Neolamprologus brichardi, 1562 nucleotides. The record is from RefSeq and is a predicted model, not a curated record. Lineage: Eukaryota; Metazoa; Chordata; Actinopteri; Cichliformes; Cichlidae.